AAGUCUCAUCUUCGUACUGAGCUUAAAUACCCGCACCUCACACUUGAGAGAACCAUGGCGCCCAAGCUCGCCGCCGUUCUCGUCGCCGCCUGCGCCGUCCUCCUCGCGCUCGCCGCGCCGCUGCUCGCCGGCGACCCCGACAUGCUCCAGGACAUCUGCGUCGCCGACUACAAAUCGAUCCAGGGCCCGCUGCGUGUGAACGGGUUCCCCUGCAAACGCGAGGCGAACGUGACGGCGGAGGACUUCUUCUUCGGCGGGCUGGCGAAGGCCGCCGACGUGUACACCGGCAACCCGGUGGGGUCGGCGGUGACGGCGGCGGACGUGGAGGUGCUGCCGGGGCUCAACACGCUGGGCGUGUCCAUGGCGCGCACGGACUUCGCGCCGUCGGGCGGCGUCAGCCCGCCGCACGCGCACCCACGCGCCACGGAGAUCCUCUUCGUCGUCGAGGGCGCCCUCGAGGUGGGCUUCGUCACCGCGGCGAACCGGAGGCUCCUGGGCCGCACCGUCCGCGCCGGCGAGGUGUUCGUGUUCCCCCGCGGCCUCUUGCACUUCCAGCGGAGCGUCGGGGCGGUGCCCGCCGUGGCGAUCUCGGCGUUCAACAGCCAGCUGCCGGGGACGCAGGCGGCCGCCGGGGCGCUGUUCGGCGCCGCGCCGGCGGUGCCCACGGACGUGCUGGCGCGGGCGUUCCAGAUCGACGGCGGAGUGGUCGAGAGCAUCAAGUCCAAGUUCACGCCCAAGUAGGGCGUGCCCGUCGUGGAUUGCAAUUUGAAUGUGAUCGAAAAUGAAGUACGCGCGUACGUGAACGUGCUGUUAAUUUCAGCGCGAUUAAUAUGAUGCUUUAUUUGGUACUCCGCACAA
Messenger RNA from Setaria italica (foxtail millet), 858 nucleotides. Its product is annotated as germin-like protein 1-4. Gene Ontology annotation, cellular component: cell wall; plasmodesma. NCBI's taxonomy places the organism in Eukaryota, Viridiplantae, Streptophyta, Magnoliopsida, Poales, Poaceae. Gene Ontology annotation, biological process: plasmodesmata-mediated intercellular transport; regulation of root development. Gene Ontology annotation, molecular function: manganese ion binding. The record is from RefSeq and is a predicted model, not a curated record. The transcript has 2 exons. Bases 55 to 741 code for a protein of 228 amino acids.